Ichthyophthirius multifiliis is the source of this 1166-nucleotide messenger RNA. Its product is annotated as zinc-binding dehydrogenase family protein, putative. The transcript has a single exon. NCBI's taxonomy places the organism in Eukaryota, Ciliophora, Oligohymenophorea, Hymenostomatida. Gene Ontology annotation, molecular function: oxidoreductase activity. The record is from RefSeq and is a predicted model, not a curated record.
AUAAAAAAAAAAUAAAAAAAAAAAAAAAAACUUAAAAUAAUAAAUAAUAAAUGAAAGCUUUAAUCCUUGAAUAAUUCUCUACUUAAUUAAAAUUAAAACAAGUCGAAAUUCCUGAACCUAAAAACCCAGACUAAUUAUUAGUAAAAGUAGAAGCAGCUCCCAUAAACCCUUCCGAUUUAUCAUUUACUAAUGGAUUCUAUUAAACAAACCGUAAACUCCCAUGCGUUCCUGGUUUCGAAGGUUCUGGUUUAGUAGUAAAAACAGGCAGUAGUGACUAUGCUAAAUCUUUGUUAAAUAAAAGAGUAGCUUUUGUAAGUUAAGACCAUGGUUCUUACGCUUAAUACACUCUAACUGACAUUACAUCAGUUGUUCCUUUAAAUGACGAUGUUUCAUAUACUUAAGGCUGCAGUAGUUUCAUAAACCCAAUGACUGUAGUAUGUAUGUUAGAAACUGUGAAACAAAAAGAAGUAAAAACAGUAAUCCAUUCUGCCGCAGCAUCCUCUUUAGGAAAAAUGAUGGUAAGAUACUUCAAACAAAACGGAGUAAACGUAAUAAACAUAGUAAGAAAAGAAGAACAAGUCUAAACACUAAAAAAAGAAGGUGCUUAGUAUAUCCUAAAUAGCACAAAAGAAGACUUCGAAAAAAACCUUAAAGAACUUGCUGAAUAAUUGAACGCAACAAUGUUCUUUGAUGCCGUAGGAGGUGAAUUAACAAACUAAGUUCUAUAAAAUAUGCCCUAAAAAUCAACUGUUUACGUAUAUGGAGCUCUUUCAGGCUAAUAGGUCACUGUUUCUCCUCUUAGUCUUAUUUUUAAAGGUUAAACUGUGACUGGAUAUUGGCUUACUAAUUAAAUCAAAGAUAUGGAUUAAUAAAAAAUAAUUUAGUUAUUAGGAACCGUUAAAUAGUUAAUUAAAACUGAUUUAAAAACUGAUGUUAAUAAAGAAGUACCUUUGGAAUAUGGAAGCGAUGCUUUAACUGAAUAUCAUAAAAAUAUGAGUGCAGGAAAAAUUAUUUAUAGACCAUGGAUAUGAUAUAUAAUAUAUAAAUAUAUAUUUUUAUAGAAUAAUAUAUAAAAAUAUUAAUACAUAUUAUUAAAAAUGUAUUUAUAGUUUAUUUAAUUAUAAGUACUUUAUUUCUUUUAAUUAAAAAUUAAUAUUUUUAUAUGU